CAGGCGCCUGCACCCCCACCACCUAUGGCAGGCUUUCAACGAACGCCACCACCGGUGGAAGCUGUUGAAGAACCCCUUUACGUCAACGCCAAACAAUAUCAUCGUAUAUUGAAACGACGCGCUGCUAGAGCCAGAUUGGAAGAAUUAAAUAAGGUAGCACGGGCAAGGAAACCGUAUCUGCAUGAAAGCCGCCAUCGACACGCAAUGCGUCGCCCAAGAGGUCCUGGUGGUCGAUUUCUGACCGCCCAAGAGGUUGCAGAAUUGGAAAAGGAGGGCAAGUUGCCGUCGCAACAACCAGAGCAACAUGCAGAUGCUGGCAGAAGUCCAUCAGAGCCUAAGGAGGAAGAGAAGCCGCCUGCACAAAAU
Messenger RNA from Zychaea mexicana, 366 nucleotides. RefSeq names its product CCAAT-binding transcription factor (CBF-B/NF-YA) subunit B-domain-containing protein. The record is from RefSeq and is a predicted model, not a curated record. Gene Ontology annotation, molecular function: DNA-binding transcription factor activity, RNA polymerase II-specific; RNA polymerase II cis-regulatory region sequence-specific DNA binding. Gene Ontology annotation, biological process: regulation of transcription by RNA polymerase II. NCBI's taxonomy places the organism in Eukaryota, Fungi, Mucoromycota, Mucoromycetes, Mucorales, Lichtheimiaceae. The annotation marks the transcript as partial. Gene Ontology annotation, cellular component: CCAAT-binding factor complex. The transcript has 2 exons.